Molecule: messenger RNA, 6978 nt
Organism: Anopheles stephensi (Asian malaria mosquito)
Lineage: Eukaryota; Metazoa; Arthropoda; Insecta; Diptera; Culicidae
Exons: 6
Coding region: 430-6864 (2144 amino acids)
Cellular component (GO): Ino80 complex
Molecular function (GO): protease binding
Source: RefSeq, a predicted model, not a curated record
CCUCUCAACUCACUUUGACCUGUGCAGUGAAAAAUAGGCGUUUUCCAAUGGCGCCGAAAUCAAGUUUUGGAGGUACCUGGUGUACACACGCUUUAUUAUAAUUGUUCGUCCAUAAACUGUCAAACCACAUGUCCUACGCUCGCCCUUGUUCAAAUACAAUAGGAUGCUGUCAAAAGUUUGGCAAACAACCUACACACAAAGCUACGAUCAGAAUCAUUUUCCAUGUUUGGUUACGAAGUAGAAAUACAGCAGCUAGGAGAUUUAAGCGAAAAAGAUUGAAACUGCAACACAUGUUAUCGUGCAAUGUAGCUAAAUGCAUCGUUAAUUGCAUAUAUAUUGUGUUACAAGCCUCAAAACAACACGAGUGACGGCAUAGAUUGAGAUUAGCAGGGUAGCCUAUAUCGUAAAGUGUUAAAUAAGCAAGGCAUCAUGGGUCGAAAUUUCGAAAUGGCUAGAAGAUCCGCCAAAUCUUACGAAGCCUCAGGCAAUGCGUACGCGUCGAGCUCCGGCAGCGAUUCAGAUGAAAGCAAUGCAAGCCUGCUGGAAAGAAGUUGUCUGCUGCACAACAAAUUUAUGUUGCCCAAAGACUUUUGCGACAAUAGUGGUAUUUUCGAUGAAUUUUUUUCUUCGGAACUGUGGGAUACGUUACCUAAUGCUACACAGCAAAAGUUGGCAAAGCUACUGCCGGUUGCGAAAGAAGAUACGUUGGAGGCAACCACACUAGUGCACAGCUUGUUGUCGCAUAAAUUGCUACGGUUUGGUAAGGAACCGAUGGAUGAUUUCCGUGCCAAGCUAUCAAAUGGAUGCUUUCGGUUUGAUGUGGCCAAGUUGCAGCACAGUUUAGCCGAGCUUACUACGAAGGACAAGAGAAUGGUAGAACUGCAGCGCAUGUCUCGUUUCGCACAAAAUGUGAUGUUAUCCCGGGAAGCUUUUUUGUUUAGUGAGCUCCAUUCGAACGAUGCACGCACGCUUCCGACCGCUGGUAGAAUAACGGAUAGUUAUGAUCGUCGCCGGCAUUGGAAUUACGAUUCCACCAUUAACUCCGCAAUGGCUAAGUCACAAGCUGUGGCGAAAAAACGAUAUUUAAGUGAAAUCAUUAACGUGUGCGAGGAAGUUGGUUUAUCAUUGACGCUGUCCGACGAAGAAGAUUGCAUUCACGCGCUACCAACUGGAGCGGUACGGAAGCAACGACGAAUGGUAAGCGCCGGUUCACAGGCUGGCGAACAGUCUAACAUUCAAGCGGCCGGCGUAACGGGCACAAGUAAUGUUCCGACCAAAAAAUCCGGUAUCAUUGGUAGUUCCAAUGGUGCAGCGGGAAACUCCUUUGAUGGCACUAUAUUCAACGCACCAAAGUUGUUUGUCGUUACGGAGGAACAUUACAGGAAGUUGCUUCUACAGCAUAGAAAACGUAAAAUGGAAGAACCAGACCAUCCCGAGCUGAACUUGGAUAAUAUCAAAUUGAAGGAUGUCGUCAGCCGCACGCAAAUAGCGGCCGGAUAUCGAAGAAUAUUGCCACUGCCCAAGGUGUACAUUUCGGACUCAGUAAAAGAGCAUACUGCAGGGAUGAAAGGAAGGGUAAAGUCACAAAAAUCAUUCAAAACGCAUAGAGCGUCCCAAGAUCAGACUGACACCAAACCUUUGCUGCUAGAUUCUAACGGCGGCGAACAAAACAUAGAGAGAGUUAAGGUCAAAACGGAACCUACCGGGGCGUUGAAUGUAGUGUUGAAAGAAGAAACCGCAUCAAAUGAAUAUGUUGAUGCAAAUUUGCCAGAAAAUGUUGUACCGGGCACUGUUACAAACAACCAACAUUACAUUUCUACAGAAGAAGAAUGCACGAUUUCCUCUAGUAGAGAGCCAUCGAAGGAAAGCAAAAGAAGUUCGAACACGAUGGAAGAAAACGUUUCGGAAGCUGGUGAAACUUCUGUAACGAAAACAACCGUUUGUACAGCGCAAUCUACGAAGCCAUCAUCGAACGCAUCUUUACAUGAUGCUUCUGCAUCGCUCGACAGUUCUGAUUCCAGCGCUGUGGAGCAAGGCUCGAUGAACUGUUUGUUUAGCAAUGGAGGACUGCAUGCCUGUUUCUUAUCGGUCGUGCGCGAUCUGUUCUGUUCCAAUCCCGACCAUCGCUCAACAUUGCUAGAACUGCAAUUAAAGUUGGAUGCUUGGACCAAAAGUUCGAUCGCGGAACGCAAUGUAUGGUUUGAGCAGUUCCAAAACAAUGGCCAAUGGAAUGAGACGCUUCAGUCGGCAGUACAGUUUCUGGCAGGAGAAUUUCCAAACCAGCCAGAGGAUUUCGUGCCGUACAUAGAGCAUAAGGUAGCCAUCAAUAUACUGCAAUGGAUCGGUGCAUCGCGUGACGCAGACAGCCGGCUAGUACCGCUUUGCGCAUACUGGCAAAAUAGAAAGCAGGAGAUGAACAAGCUGUCCGGAAUGCAUUCCCUUGCCGCUAAUUAUGCAAGCUAUGCGAACAAUUCCCUGCUAAAUGAGACCGGUGGUGUGCAAGCGACUGCUUCGCCAAAGAGCAGACGAAGAUCAGCUGCUGGUUCAAAGCAUUUGCCCUUUUCUCCCUCCUAUUCGUCCUCAUCGUCCAUGUCAUCCGUGUCGUCUUUACCGGUAGCAGGUGAUAAUUCGAUAGCGUUAUUUAACGAUUCCACUACAUCAUCGCAAUCGGCCAAAACUGCCACUGUUUUCGAGGACGAAGGAUCGAUAGGACACGAGCGGUCAGCCACUACACCACCCCCACUUUGCCCGACGGAGUGGUCGGUUCGAAAGGCUACCGACGAGGAAACAGAAAGCUUUCGUGAGCAGGAAAAACGAAGGUAUGAAAACCCGCAUAUGGCGUUCACGUACAAGCAGCAUUCUUACGACAGUGUAGUAGGUCCAGUGAAGGGAAUUUACACACAGGCUCCUGGUAUUUCAAAGGCACGCGGUCACAACAUGCUCGUCGCGAAUCGUCCAAAUUUCGUUACCAUUCUUACCCUGGUCCGGGAUGCAACCGCCAGACUACCGAACGGUGAGGGCACAAGAGCGGACAUUUGCGAACUACUAAAGUCAUCGCAGUAUAUAUCGCCAACGGCUACAGACCAAAUCCUGCAGACCAUUGUCAGUGGAGCGCUGGAUCGAAUGCACACCGAACGUGAUCCUUGCGUGAAGUAUGACGCCAAGCGCAAAAUUUGGAUUUAUCUGCAUCGCAACCGCACCGAACAGGAGUUUGAACGUUUGCACAUGCAAUAUCAAGGAUUCACCAAGCAUAAAAAGUCCACUGUAAGGAAGGCACAAAGGCACUCGAAGGAUAAUGUGUCAACAUCGUCUACGGCAAAACAUGACCUGCUUAAUGAGAGUGGUUCUUCGGCUGAUAAUUUUAUUUCAAGCAACUCUGCUGUUGAACUGGAUCUAGAUAGCUCAGCAACGACCGGCAGCACCACAGUGGACCCUGUGAUAAAUAUAGCCCCGCCAAUAAGCAUUGCGGAAGCUGCAACCACCAGCAUUGCUUCCGUCACUGGGGUAAAAUCGACAACCUCUUUAUUAAAAAAGCAGAAGACGGCUCCUUCUGCAUCAGACAACAUCGCCGCACUACAAUCGUGUGCUGACAGUAAAACCGGCAGCAAUUCCUCAGCUUCCACGGCAAAGGCCACUACAACGGAUGUCAGUAGUGUGGGUAAGGUUGAUCAAAACAAAAUUGGAACGAUAAAGGAACAGCAGACGCCAGUGUCUCCGGCGUGUGGUACGGAUGUAACGUACAAAGCUGCCAGCAAACUAUGCAACGCAGUCACGUUGAUUUCAACUUCGGGCAGUAAUGUUCGUACGAUUCAGAUUCCUAAAGCUUCACUCACAUUAGCCAGCACACCGGCAACAUCGAACGCAGUCGGUGUCGAAUGUUUAACGACCGAUGAUGGAUUGUCGCAAGAUUCGUUGCUGAACGCCAAUCCAAAAUCUCCAAAAAAGCUGCUAGUUUCAGCAAUUGUGUCUUCUUCAGCAGCGACAAUGUCACCAUCUCCCGGUGCGAAUGCUAAGCAAUCGGUAGUCGAUAUUUCACGAAUUUCCAGUCCGAAACCCAUACUGGUCCAAUCGGUAGCAGCAAGUGCGGUUUCCUCCCAUACAUCGCCAGCAGGUUCAUUCGUCGCCACUGCAAAAGAUGGUAUUAAAAUUGGCUCUUCUGUUGGAGGUACGAUUGUAUCGAUCCGCCAGGUGAAAAACAGCAGCAACGCUAACAUAUGUAAUGUAGCCCCCAAAAGCCAAAUUGUGGCUGGCGGACAAACCGCUUCUUUGCUCACCCCACAAACAAAAGCAACACAGCUGUCUCUUAACACUACUCCGUUUGCCAGUUCUUCCGGAGCAAGUACAAUCCAAACCAUGAAGGGAGGCGGAACGUUGAUAACGGCAACAAUAGGGAAACCGAUUUACAGCUCCUCCAUUGGACCAUCAGCUCUGAAGCAAAGCACUAAUGCGUCUUCAAUCAUACAAACCAAUCUUUCCGCGACCGUGUUUUCGCAAAAGAUGGUGGUAAACUCCGCCAAGGCGAAUGCACCACAAUCCGCUGGGGAAGGCACCACCGCAGUACCUACGGUAGUUGCAAUCAAAUCUGCCAGCACAGCGAACAUAACACCCGCCACAUCGAUCGCUACCAGCCGCAUUGUGAAGCCCGCAACGAAUCUGUUUAGCACAAUUACGCUUGCCAAAGGGCAACAAUCCGUGCUAACACCCGCUAAGCAGAGACAAAUUAUUCAAAAUCUGCUUUCGGAAAGUCAAAAGAAUUCAUUGGCCAACAAUCAAAUCGUUUCUCACGCUACCGUCAUUGCUGCGAAUGCACCGACCGUGGCUAAGCAGCCAGGGCAAGCUGGUGAUACGAAACAACAGUACAGAGCGCCAGGUCCAGCGUACCUGUUGGAAAAUCCGACCACCGUUCCCGCGUUCAAAAUCAAUCAAAGCGCGAAUUCCAACAUUAGGACAUUGUCGCCAAAAAUAGUCAAAAUUACCCCUACCCGCUCAAAACCCCCGACAGCAAUCAGACCGGCCGGUAUCAACGUAAGCACGGCAAGCGUAAUGAGCCCAACAACAGCAGCAGCAGCAGCAUCUAGUGUGAAGAUGAUAAAAAUGAAUCCAUCAACAACAAUACUCACAACAAGCGAGAGCCAUGGUACGCUGAGUACUGGCACUGCGGUAGGUGUUGGCGUGUCCAGCACUGCGGCCACAGUUACGCCGUCCGCGGUUAAGAACGCAACUAUGCGAGUGCUUAAAACGGCGUCCGGGGCUACGACCGUUAUCAAGGCCGAAGCAACGAGAGGACCGUCCGUUCAGCAACUAGCCCAAAGCAACACCACGCUCGCCUCUUCUGCACACAUUGGCUCGAAAAUGCUUGUUAACUCCAGCAUCAACUCCGGUCAGCUGAUUCCGCUCGAAAGCUUACUGCAAAAACCUGGCAUUGCUGGAACAGCGAACAACGCUGCUGGUGGUGGUGGUGGCGGUGUGAAUACAAUUUUGAAGCUUGCUGGCACCACCAAAACCGGGCAGCAGUUCUUGCAGUUCGGUACGGCCGGGAAUGCUGCCAGUUCGGUUGCGGCAAAAUCUAUCACAACUGGAUCGUCUACCGUAGGGAGCAUUGGCCACCAAUACACUGUUUUGCCCCAGACAAGAAACAUCAUAUCUGUUGCGUCAACUGCUUCCGGCAAUAGAGCCACGACGAACCUUCCCCUCACCAUUGUUUCCUCGUCGAAAGCAGGUGCUUUCCAGCCUGGCGGUUCGAUAAUUGUGGCAAGUAAAAAGGGGAACUUAAGUGAAAUCAAUCCUACCAACGCCGAUUCGGCCUCUGCUUCGCUUCUCAGCCACAUUUCCAGUUCGCCGACGGCCAAACUAGUGCAGCAGGGUACCAAGGUAAAGCUACUCACCACCACCACGCACAAUGCAAACGCCUUUGGUGCCGGUCCUACCGUUUCUGUUUCCCAGCAGCAGAGCUCGGUGUUCAGUCCCAAAACAUCACUGUCCUCUACGGUGAAUGUGAGUGGAGAAUUUUUAAAUGCCAAAAUCAUAGGCGUUCACAACAUUGGUUCGGGCAAGGUUAAAGGAGCUUCCUCCUUGAGCUUGAUGAACGCGAACGGCUUGAAUAUAGCUCAUAUCGGAGGAAAACCAGUCAUAAUUGCCAACAAUUCGUCGCUCGGUGCAAAUCAAGCCAUUACCGUGAGCACUGCCCAUUUGGGCAGUAAUAGCGGAACCACCAAAUCCUCCAGCCCAUCUAGCCCCAUAGUGUUUACAACGAAUUCGACCGCGAACAGCCACGGGCUAGGACAGCCGAACGCAGGCAACGUGCAAAACACGUCUGCGGCAGCGACGAGCAGCGGGAGAGAAAUCGCGCGGACAAACGUCGUCAGCGGAAUAUCCGGUCAAAUUCAGACUGUGUUACUGCGCAACAAUUUGCUGAAGGUUCAAACUGCACCGUCCACUUCCGUCAGCAAAUUGUCUCACCAAGCAUCCGUAGCGACUGGGUCUGUUAGUAGUAGCGGUGGGAUGGCUGGCGGAAUCAAUGCAGCUGCUGGCACAACAUUGAUUGCAACGACCGGUGGAAGAGGCACCACAGUGCAAUCGAAAGCACCGUUACAGCAGCAGCAAACCAUCAGCGCGGGCGGUGGAACCGCUGUCAUUCUCACACCAAAUAUCCCUACGAGCAGCAUCACCAUAGGCGGGACUGUUGUUGAACCAAGUGCCGAGCUAGCUAACAGUUCGGAUGCAGUGUCUCAGCGCACACAGUCUCCACGUGUCCUUAUAUCGCAACCAAUUAUAAUCCCAACGGAUAUGCAGAAAUCGGCCACAUCUAUAAAUCUUAAGCGGCUCAAGGUUAUACCAAUAAGUAAACCACCUGCUAAUAAAUAGGUGUCAUUCGGGUUAUGUGCUGUAGGAAGCACGCUGUGCUGAGAUGGCAGCACAACUACAUAUGUGUACGUUUACAGAACGGAAUGUAGUAAAAUAGAGUAUAGAAAGCAGGAA